AUGUUUGACUCGACGCAGCAUCUCCAGUUCCUGCUGGCAUCCUCCUCGCCAGUCCCGCACGCGGUUCGAGGCGCCUCCGCUGCCCUGGCGGGAGCCAUCGCGUUCGCCAACGUGACAGGCAACCGGAAGGCGAUUUUUGCGCAGCUGCAGCGCGGCGAUCCAUCAAAGUUCAGACUAGGGGCGCCGCCACGCACCGGCCUCGCGUUCGCUGUCUUUAUCGCUAUCUUUCGCUACUACCAGCGGUCAGCUUCGCUCCAAGCCAAGGGCCGAGUCGGCGACACCAAUGAAGCGGCGUCAAAGCCGUCUUCAGAUGCACUAUUCCUACCUAGCCUAAUUCCAGCUUCGGCGUUGGCGGCGGCGAUAAGCACGCUCUGUAUCACCCCCGAAGAUCGUCCGGCGCUUCUGUCGCUGUUGUCGACCAACGCUGCGAGCAAACUCUUCGGCGAUUUCAUGGCAAAAAAUUCGGACUUGUCCUUCCUGAAGCCGCUCGAGUUGCUCGUGUUCAUGGCGGCGGGAGGUUGGAUCUUUUCGUCGGGCUUCUUCUACCCAGAGAGCUACGAACGUUCGCACAUGAGGACGAUCCUCAAAAGCGUCGUGUUGAAGCAGGACGUCGCCCAGGAGCUCCAAGAAAAAUACCGCCAGGGGCUCAAUCCGAAUCCAUGCCCCAUUCGCCACAAGGGGCUAAGCUGUUGCCAGUUUGCGACUAGCGACUUUCUCCUCCGUGUAGUGACGACAUCGCUGCGAGUGUACGUCCCCGUGCACUUGACGACGUGGUUGCUCGCUCAAAGACACUCACGCGUGCGCUCUAAGCCCGCGAGCGUCCAGCUGAAAGGCUUUGCGACGAAAUUGACGCGCUCUUCAGCGUACGGCAUCGGGUAUGUUUACUUGGGGUGGGUGCUGUGCUGUAUGUUAGGCAAGCUCGGCGAUCGCUCGCAGGCUCUUCGCAAGCUACAGUUCUUCAUGAGCGGCGCCAUUCCAUCUCUCGCGAUACUGGCGGAGUCCCCGGGUCGCCGGCGAUCGAUCGGACUCAUCCUCACAUCGUACGCGCUUGUGAGCGCGGGAAACGUCGCGACUCGGAGGAUUCCGUUCCUGCGACCGGGUGCCAGCAGUGUGCGAGGCCUGUUGGAAGCUGGUUGUGUAGCUGCUACUGUGUCUGUGGUGAUCUCAAACACUUUGAAGAGCAGCCACCUUUUGCGACGGAUGUUGCUGGGCGAUAUCGAGGCGAACAGACUGGUGAGCGCUCUAAAGAAGACUGCCACGUCUCGUGAUGAAAGUGCACCACGUACUUGA
Messenger RNA from Phytophthora sojae, 1290 nucleotides. RefSeq lists its product as hypothetical. Bases 1 to 1290 code for a protein of 429 amino acids. The transcript is spliced from 2 exons. The record is from RefSeq and is a predicted model, not a curated record. NCBI's taxonomy places the organism in Eukaryota, Oomycota, Peronosporomycetes, Peronosporales, Peronosporaceae.